GGCACAUGUCUCCAUGUGUAACAUGCUAGACGUGCCAGUGCUGUCGGCGAGCAAACCCAGGCAGACAAGGCAGGAGCGUUGUGUGAACCACAGCAGGAGCUUUACACGCUUGCAUGUUAAUGGUCCCGUGUGAAGUCAAACACACGAGCUGGCAAGCCAAUUCAAUACAGGAGCCUCGAGUUAAGAGUUAUAAAAUUUGACUACUCGGAAGUGUUUUGAUACUUCGUCUACCACACGGCCAUUUAGGAGUGCAUCAUCGAAACAAUUUAUUCAAUGCAAGCACACUGGACUGGCUGACAUUAUUUGUCUUGCCAGCAGCUGUCUUACCAGCAGUCAGGCUCGCUUAAACCAAUUGCUUAUAGGCAAGGACCCUCUUCAUUACAUGGGUCCGAGUUUGAUGCAAGCCUAGAAUACGCUACAGAAUAAUCAUGAGUGUCUUUGUGGAGAAUGAGGAACCGAAUAAGCAGACAAGCCUCAAUGUCUCCCUACACAUUAAUUAUGAGCAUCUGGAAGUUCGUGCAAAUGACCGUAAAUGUAAAAAAAUGCUCGUAUUUUUACGUGGGCAGAUGUGGUGGAUGCUCAUUGUGUUUUCCACGAAGAGGUGAGUGGUUGCGCUGAGAAAUGUGUGCAUGGAUGUAUGCGCUCGUGGGACGCGUUGGGCUCGUGCUUGUAAACAUCACAGGGUCCCUGGGGGUUGUGUGAACUGCUUACAGCAUCCGCAUCCCUCCACUCAUAAAUUAUGCGGGACAUCUGUGAGAUAAGCGGGCAUUAACACAACGAAAACAUUGCGCAAAGGAGCGUGGAGAGGGUCGCGCUUGGCAUUACAGAGAGAAAGAGAAACGGAGUAGAGACGGCAGGUUAAUGACAUCUUCCAACUUAGGAAGUGAGUGGGCUUUGGCAGGACACGUCACGGCUGUAAGGUAGGGUGGACGAUGUUGAAGAAUAACAGUGGCAGACAGUGAGUAGGACGUCCACUGAAGAGGUGGAGCGAUGAAAUUAGUUCAGAUGGGUGGAUUGAUGUGUCGCAAGAUUGUGAGGUGACGGUAGAUUGGGGAGGCCUUCAUCCAGCAGUGGAUUGAUCAUGACUGAUGAAUUUGUGGUAAAUUUCCAGCGAUUGGUGGAGAGAUUGUUAUCCUGAACACGGGGGUAAGUGGGUGAGUGGUUGGAUGGGUGGCUUGAGUCAGGUGGGUGAGUGGUUGGAGACCGCGGGGUCCCCAGGUCCGAGCCUCCCUCUGCACGCAGUCACGUGGGGCGUGGCCGCGUGCAACGGGGCGCACGGGUAUGCGAGAGGGCGGCGGGAGAGGGAGUAGGUGCGUGCAGACCCCAUUAUCAACUCGUCUUCGCAUCCCUCUACACCCCGCGGCUCUCACUAGGGACGGGGUGACGAGGAGCGAACUGAGAGUCCAAGCCGCUACCUCCAGUCUUUGAUCCCUUUUCAUUUAUGAUUCGAGCAUCGGAUCCCCGGGCCACCACCGCACGUCGUUUAUUCCACCCACGUCUCUGAUUCCUGGGCGGGCGGGCGGGCAGGCGCGAUGUCUCGCUGGAUCAGAGAGCACCUGGGAGGCCUGGGCUUCGGCGGGGCGCGGAGGCCGCCACCCCCGGAGCCCCCACAGCCCGACUACAGCGCCGAGCCGGAGCUGCCCUGCUCGUACAAAGCGGUGGGACGCGCAUCACGUGGGAGAGAGAGGAGGCGUUUGUCAACUCUAAAGGGCAGAGCAGAAGCGGAGGACCUGGAUGUGACCGAGAGUCGACAGCACGGGUGUCUGGGGGAAGGCAGCUCCAGGCGGUCGGGGCAGCAGAGGAGCAGAAGCGAGCGACCUCCCAGGUUGACUGAGAGCUUCCACAGAAAGUGUUGGUUGCUGGACGGGAGUGAGAUGAGAGAAGAAAGUGGAGUGGUGCUGGUCGAGCCCGACCUGGAGCGCGUGUACAGGGCCCAGCGCGACCGCGACUUUGCCGACCCCUACACCACGACCGACCAGAGCGACGGCCUCAGAGAGAGUGGGGCCGCGAGGCCCGGCGAGGGAGAGACGAAAGAGGCCGUCAGGCCCUCGCUGCCGCCGCAACCACCACCAGGCCUGACGUCCGCAUCACCCAAACAUCGGCUCAUCCGUGUGGCCGGCAAGGUGGCAUCAUCAGAGGAGCGCGAGGACCCUGCAGAGGGACCGGCCCCCCCAACUCCGCCGUGCCCCCCCAUACAGAGCGACAUCAGCUGCAGGAAGGUGCCCAUCCUCCCUCCCUCCACGGCAGAUGUGGAGGCGAAGGAAGAGGGGAGUGUCAGGCCGCUCCCCUUGCACCACCUGUACGACACGCCCUACGAGCCCCCUUGUGCCCGGGGACUCCCCCAGCCGGAGUCCCCGGCUGGCAACGAGAGGGUGGAGGCGCCACCUGGGGACCCCGGUCGACUCGCCGAAACGGCGCCGCCGGAUCCGGACUGCGACCCACCUGCCUCCUCGAGCCCAACCCAGGCCCUGGCGCUCCUGCCCUCACACCCCUCUACACCGCACGCUCCCCCCGCCCCUUCUUCCGUUCCCUCGGAGCCCUCCUCGCAGCCCCCCGCCCGAGACAGUCGAAUGCCCAAGGAUGACGAUCGGCCUCCAGAGGAAUACGACCAGCCCUGGGAGUGGAAGCGCGACUGCAUCUCGCAGGCCUUCGCUGCGGACGUGAGCUGCACAGACGAGCUGCCGUGGCCUCCGCCAGUCGGGCAGCUGGACGGGGAAGCGGGGCCCAGCAUCAUGCCUGGCGGUCCGGAGUCAUCCGGCGAUGGGCGAGACAGCCUCCGCUCGAGCCUGGCGCACGGUGACACAGAUGCAGAGCCCGUGGGGAUGGCCGCGGAGGAGCCCCAGGGGAACCGAGCGGGGACGGACACGGCCGACCGUGCCAUGGGGCAGCAGCUCUGGUUCCAUGGAGACAUCGGCCGCGUGGAAGCCGAGCAGAUCCUGCAGCAGCACCGCACAUCCAGCUUCCUGGAGCGCCGCGGGGUUUGUGCACAUGCGUGUGUCGUGGGACCAGGGCGGCCACGUGGUGCUCGGAGGAAACUCUCCGCCCUUCGCCUCGGUUCCGGAGGCCGUCCUCUUUUACCGCGGACGGCACCUGCCGGUGCGGGGCGCCGAGCAGCUCUCCCUGCUGCACCCCGUGCCGCCGCCCUCCUCCUCCUCUGCCAUGUCGCUCGCCCAGCCUGCGCCUCGUCGCCCUCUGAGCGACGACGGCCUCUCGCUCUCCUAGAGGCCCGAGUGGCGAUCCGAGUCUGCAAUUCCGUGCCACUCGCUGCCGAGAGCAGGGGCGCCUGCCACACGGCUCGCUCUGCCUCCCCUGGGGGACGCAGAGCGCCCCGGGCACAACCGUAACAAAGGAAGUGGUACGGACAGGGAACAGAUGCAACAUCACCAGGGGCACAGGCAUGGCCCUGCCACUAGCACACGUCCUACUCUACGGCCAGCAUCUGUACUCAAGAGUGUGUGGAGGGGAGUGAGGGAGAGGUAGGCAGGAGUGAGCGUAUUCUUGUCAUUAUCUGGGAUUGAAUCUGGAGCAAGUGGAGGGACCGAGUAUCGGGAUGAUGUCUCUCAACAUGAACCCACACAACCACCAAUGCGUUUGUGUUUGACGCCGACUCGAGUGAAUAAAGCACAGAGGGAACCAUG
This is a messenger RNA of Petromyzon marinus (sea lamprey), 3638 nucleotides long. The record is from RefSeq and is a predicted model, not a curated record. Lineage: Eukaryota; Metazoa; Chordata; Hyperoartia; Petromyzontiformes; Petromyzontidae.